This is a messenger RNA of Mya arenaria, 2366 nucleotides long. RefSeq names its product dihydrolipoyllysine-residue succinyltransferase component of 2-oxoglutarate dehydrogenase complex, mitochondrial-like. Gene Ontology annotation, biological process: tricarboxylic acid cycle. The coding region runs from base 20 to 1444 and encodes 474 amino acids. The record is from RefSeq and is a predicted model, not a curated record. NCBI's taxonomy places the organism in Eukaryota, Metazoa, Mollusca, Bivalvia, Myida, Myidae. Gene Ontology annotation, molecular function: dihydrolipoyllysine-residue succinyltransferase activity. The transcript is spliced from 13 exons. Gene Ontology annotation, cellular component: oxoglutarate dehydrogenase complex.
CGUCCGCCGGUACUCUUCCAUGGCAGCCAUGAUGGCUGGAAGAUCACGGAGUAUUCCGCAAUUAUUUUGCCGUUUCGCAAAUUGUACCCGCACAUUCGGUUCAUCUAAGAUCCAUUUGGACAAAGGCAUUCACAAAGGAUUAAGCAGUUGUGUUAGACAGUCAGAUGGAAGGUUAUUGAAAAGAAGCACGCAUUCUGUCUGGUUCUGUGACCACCAUGAAAAUAUCAGAAGCUUUAGAACUGCUUCUGUGCUCUGUGAGGCAAAAACAGUGACAUGUCCUCCAUUUGCAGAGUCUAUCACAGAAGGAGAUAUACGAUGGGAAAAAGCUGCUGGUGACAGUGUGGCAGUGGAUGAGGUCAUUGCAGAAGUUGAAACAGACAAGACAUCGAUCCAGAUCCCGAGCCCUGUUGCUGGAGUGAUUGAAUCUCUGACGGUUAGUGAUGGUGACACUGUAAAUCCAGGCGUCCCAUUAUGCGUCAUCACUGUUGGAGAGGGAGGAGGUGGUGGCAAACCAGCAGCCUCUGCUCCUGUAACAGCUGCACCUAAAGAGGAAAUGGCACCUGCUGCACCUACCCCCUCUGCUCCCGCUAAGGCCCCAUCCGAGGCAACUGGGCCCAUACCGGACUCCCCUCCGCCUGUUCAGCCCCCACCGACGGGUCCCAUGUCCUCUAUGCCAGUGUCCAAUAUCAAGCCUGUGGCAGCUGUUCCACCAAUGGUCCAGGAAUCCGCCCAGUCUGGGGACUCCAGAACUGAAAGCAGGGUAAAGAUGAACAGAAUGCGCAAAAGAAUAGCCCAGAGACUGAAGGAUGCACAAAACACUUGUGCCAUGCUGACAACUUUCAAUGAAAUAGAUAUGAGCAAUAUCAUGGAAAUGAGAAGUAAAUACAAGGAUGCGUUCCAGAAGCGGCACGGAUUAAAGCUUGGUUUCAUGUCAGCAUUCAUUAAGGCAUCAGCCUUUGCUCUCCAAGAUCAACCAGUGGUUAACGCUGUGAUUGAAGGAGAAGACAUUAAAUAUAGAGACUAUGUUGAUAUCAGUGUUGCUGUGUCAACGCCAAAAGGUUUGGUAGUACCUGUGAUACGAAGUGUAGAAACUAUGAAUUAUGCUGUCAUAGAGAAAACCAUUGCUGCUUUGGGCGAAAAGGCUCGGGACAAUGAGUUAGCAGUAGAGGACAUGGAUGGAGGCACCUUCACUAUCUCUAAUGGCGGGGUUUUCGGCUCUGUUUUUGGCACACCCAUCAUCAACCCACCUCAAUCUGCCAUCCUGGGAAUGCAUGGCAUUUUCGAUAGACCUGUUGCAGUCAAUGGCAAGGUUGAAAUACGCCCGAUGAUGUAUGUGGCUUUGACCUAUGAUCAUAGACUUGUUGAUGGUCGUGAGGCAGUCACCUUCCUAAGGAAAAUCAAAGCUGCCGUUGAAGACCCUAGAACUCUAUUACUGGAUCUGUAAAGUGUGCUUAGAUUUGAAUAACAUUUAUUACUAAAAUUGCAUUUGACUUCUUUGCAACGCAUGCUAAGGUAUCAUUUCAGUCGCUAUUAACAGAUGUGGAUGAUCUUGUUUGAAGUAAAAAGAAAUCUUAAAUGUUUUCGUGCUGUUAUUAAAAAAUGACCUUGAUACACUCUUGUUAUAUAUUAGGUAGACUUGUUUGAUUGGUGUAACAUUAAAUAAUCAGGGAACUGUUGUGUAAUCCACUGUAAUAGGUCUGGCCCCAAUUUCACGAAAAUCCUUGAGCAUUACAAGCUUAGUAUUUUAUUCCACUCAGCCAAAUUUCUUACUUUAUCUUGAUUUUACUCAAUAAAAAAUAGUUCAUCAUGAUUAUCAUAAAGAUAACUUCCUUUUAUAGUUGAAACACUUCUCAAAAAUGUAAAUGUUACACAAAUUAUACCAAAACAAAAUUAGUUAGAUUAGUUCCUGUUAUAAUGGACGUACACAUGUAUAUGUUUCAAGAAAUUGUGACCUGUGUUAUAAUAGUUUGUAGUUUUCCAUUUAUCGCGAGGUCAUAUACGCCUGAAAGAGUAUAAAGAAUUGUAGUCAUCAAUGAGAGCACAAUAUAUUUGGCUGGCCAUUUUCCUUUACGAAUGUUUGUAUGGUUAACUUAUGCUGUCUGUGUUUUCAAUCUGUCACCAAUACAACUAUCCUAACAAUGCUUGUUUGUAUCAAUAUGUCAAAAGUGGUGUUAAUUUUUCAACAUGUCUGUAAAUUGUGUAUAGUUUUACUUAUUUAUUUUCAAAAGUUGUUUGUGGUAUAUAUUCCUGAACUAAGUUAUGUGUUGAACCAGGUCCACUUCACAGACAAGCCAACAAAUAGAACAUAAAACAUUCUUCAGCAUUGUUGAUUUUAGCUUUUAUCUAAAAAAUAAAGAUAUCUCAUU